Effrenium voratum is the source of this 1390-nucleotide messenger RNA. The record is from the annotation of a GenBank genome assembly. NCBI's taxonomy places the organism in Eukaryota, Dinophyceae, Suessiales, Symbiodiniaceae.
GUGGAAACAGUCUCUAUGCCAACUAGGCAAAUCUAACAGUCCAAGAAAAAAUAUGGCCAAAUCAAAGGUUCCCAAUGCAAUUCUUUUCGGCACCGGUGAGUAUACCACAGGGCUGACGCCGUCCGGGCAGGCAAAAUCUGACAAGUCGCUGGGGGUAGUAGCUCUGACCUUCUUUGACCUCAGGGAGAGGGGCAAGAUCGGGGAGCGCAUUGGCAUGGUGGGAACCAAUGCGGAGAAGGAGCCCAAGAUCAACGAGCACUUCAGGCAAAACCUGACCUUUACCAAUAUCGGCAGCAAGGAGUUCGAGUUCUUUCCCAAAGCUGGCAAGAAUCCCAAGGCAUACCAAGAUGCCAUCAAGGCCUUCCAGCCGGGAGAUCUGUGCACCGUGUUCACGCCGGAUGAUACCCACUUUGAGAUCUGCAAGGCGGCGCUGGAGGGCGGCUUGCACGUGCUGGUGACCAAGCCAAUGGUGAAGACCUUGGCGCAGCACAAGGAGUUGGUCAGCAUCGCUCGGGCCAAGGGCGUCCUUCUGCAGAUCGAGGUGCACAAGCGCUUCGACCCGAUCUACAACGAUGCCCGGCAACGUAUCCAGACGCUGGGCAACUUCGGGUACUUCACCUCUUUCAUGUCCCAGCCAAAGAUGCAACUGGAGACUUUCAGGGAUUGGGCCGGCAUCUCCUCCGACAUCUCGUACUACCUGAACUCCCACCACGUUGACUUCCAUGUCUGGGCGAUGCAAGGCAUUGCCAAGCCCACAAGCGUUUAUGCUACAGCGUCCACGGGCACGGCCGAGAAGAUCCUGGGCCGGGCGUGCGAGGAUACCAUCACCCUCACCGUGACCUGGAAGAACAACAGCGGGUCCACCGGUCACGCCUUGUACACUUCCUCUUGGACUGCCAGCAAGUCGGACGUGCACUCGCAGCAGCGGUUCUUCUGCCAAAUGGAAACGGCGGAGGUCACUGUGGACCAGGCUCAUCGAGGAUACUACGUCGCCGAGGAUGGCGUUGGGUUUAAUUCCUGCAAUCCGCUCUUCAUCCGCAACAAGCCGGACUCCUUGGGCAGAUACGUGGGUCAGAGCUGCUACGGGUACGUGUCCUUCGAGCGCUUCGUGGACGCGGCCGCGGCCAUCACCCAGGGCAAGGCGAAGCCGGAGGACUUCGACACGGAGCUGCCGACGGGGUUCUCCACAGUGCAGGUGACUGCCGUCUUGGAGGCGGGCAGGAAGUCUUUGGACGAGGGCCGCGUGGUGAAAAUCCUGUACGACGACAAGGGCGAGGUGGACCGCCUGGAUUGAGCCGGGCGCCAUCGAGUAAGCUUUUUGCUUGCGUCAUUGCUGAACAUGACUUGGACGGUUGCACUGGCAUGCGAAGGGAAAGAAGGGACGUGGGAA